Messenger RNA from Sporothrix schenckii 1099-18, 1152 nucleotides. RefSeq names its product mitochondrial genome maintenance protein MGM101, mitochondrial precursor. The coding region runs from base 1 to 1152 and encodes 383 amino acids. Gene Ontology annotation, molecular function: single-stranded DNA binding. The record is from RefSeq and is a predicted model, not a curated record. Lineage: Eukaryota; Fungi; Ascomycota; Sordariomycetes; Ophiostomatales; Ophiostomataceae. The transcript has a single exon. Gene Ontology annotation, biological process: recombinational repair; interstrand cross-link repair. Gene Ontology annotation, cellular component: mitochondrial nucleoid; mitochondrial chromosome.
AUGGCAGCAGUGAACACUGCUAUUCAGCUUUGGUGGAGCCCUGCACGCCCGUCGCUAGUGCCACAUUUGGCGCAGCCUCGCCUCGCUGCCAGCCACCUCGGAAAGCUCUUCCUCAAAGCUCUUCCUCAAAGCAGUACCCCUUCUCGCCAACGCACACCACCUUCUUUGCGACGCACUUCGGCUGCAACCAGUCUCCCUUUCUCGCCAAUCACUCGCAGCUUCCACUUGAGAAUGUCUGUACCGCGCGCAGUUCGCGCGCUGGUACCGGCGGCGGCGGCCAAGCGUCUCGCAUUUGUCUCUCGCUUCGCGUCCACGUCCGCUCCAGCCUCGUCUACCGCCGCGCGCAGGCCAUCGCGGCCGGCCGGGGCCGUCAAGAACGCGUCACCCGCACAGACAUCCUCCUCCUCUGCGAGUCGGCCCAUCCACUCUACGCGCACAGCCGCUGCCGCCCGCAGUGCCUCACCCGCAUCAGCUGCCACACCCGCCGAACCAGCCAGCCCAGACACCGCGCCGUUCGACCCGACUGCGCCACCCCUCCCCGAUGCCGCCGGCCCUGCCCAGGGCCCGGCUGCCGACCCCAAUGCCCCGGCCGUCGACUGGUCCGCGUCGUUCCAUGGCCUGUCGACCACGCCCUUUGCGCCCGAGGUGGCCCGCGUGCUCAUGACGCCCCUCGACCCCGAGGACAUUGAGAUCAAGCCCGACGGCAUCAUCUACCUGCCGGAAAUCAAGUACCGCCGCAUCCUCAACCUGGCGUUUGGCCCCGGUGGCUGGGGCCUCGCGCCGCGCGGCGAACUGGCCGUGGGCGAAAAGGUGGUCUCGCGGGAGUUUGCGCUGGUGGUGCACGGCCGGUUUGUGGGCCAGGCGCGGGGCGAGUGUGCGUACUUUGGCGGCGAGGACGGGGUGGCGACGGCCGGCGAGGGCAGCAAGUCGAAUGCCAUGAUGCGGUGCUGCAAGGACCUGGGCGUCGCGUCGGAGCUCUGGGACCCGCGGUUCAUCCGCACCUUCAAGAAGCAGUACUGCCGCGAGGUGUGGGUGGAGCACGUCGUCACCAAGAAGAAGCGGCAGAUUUGGCUGCGCAAGGACUCGCCGCCGGUGUAUCCGUACGCGCUGGCGACGUCGACGUCUUCGAGCGCAUCCAAGGUGGUGCGGUAG